Tarenaya hassleriana is the source of this 2158-nucleotide messenger RNA. Its product is annotated as MACPF domain-containing protein CAD1. The transcript has 6 exons. Gene Ontology annotation, biological process: plant-type hypersensitive response; regulation of salicylic acid mediated signaling pathway. The record is from RefSeq and is a predicted model, not a curated record. The coding region runs from base 305 to 2011 and encodes 568 amino acids. Gene Ontology annotation, cellular component: plasma membrane. Lineage: Eukaryota; Viridiplantae; Streptophyta; Magnoliopsida; Brassicales; Cleomaceae.
GGAAGAAAGAAAAGAGGAGCACGAAGUCAAAGAAAAUGUCUGGAAAUGAAGAAGGAUCUAACCAAGAAGAAAGAGACCAGUCAACCCACGAAUUUUAUUGAUAUCACACCCAAGAAAAAAAAAAUCCCACCUCAAAAAACGCGGUUUCUCCCCCAGCAAUUCGAGUCAAAACCAGCAAUGGCCGAGGCUAGUUGAAGGAAAGCUCGAAACCCAUGAAAUCAAAUCUCUUUCCGGAAACCCAUGAACCCUAGAGGUCGUAAUCAUCAUCCUCUUCUUCUUAAGCACUAGCCCUUUUGUUGUUCGAAUGGAGAAUCGUAAAGGAGGGAACUUGAGCUUAUCGAGUUCCGAAGCUUUGACCGCCACACUUUCUAACGCGAUCCAAGCUCUGGGUCGCGGCUUCGAUGUCACUUCCGACAUUCGGUUGUUAUACUGCAAAGGAUCGCCUGGGUCGAGGCUUGUCCGAAUCGAAGGGCAAAACAGAGAUCUUGUUCUGCCCGAUGGGUUCCUUCUUCCCGAUGUUCCUGGUGAUAUUGAGUGCUCAAGAGGCAGGCGGAGUAUUCAGAGAAUCCCUGUUUGCAGCUUCCACGAGAUGGCCGAAUACUUCAAUGAGAGAUCCGGUAUCAAGGGGCGUAUACCUCUAGGAAGCUUUAACGCAAUGUUCAACUUCACGGGUUCUUGGAAAGAUGAUGCAUCAGCCACAAAAUCUCUGGCAAUGGUCGGAUAUUUUAUUCCACUCUAUGAGGUGAAGUUGGCAAAGCUUACUUUGGUAUUACACGACGAGAUCAGGCGGGCCGUUCCUUCCUCAUGGGAUCCCUCUUCCUUAGCAAGUUUUAUUGAAAAUUACGGCACACAUAUCGUGACUUCAGUAACCAUCGGUGGGAGAGAUGUGGUUUACAUCAGGCAGCAUCAAUCUUCUCCAUUGCCAGUUUCUGAAAUUGAAAACUAUGUCAAUGACAUGAUGGAACACCGGUUUCAGGAAUCAGAGGGUCAAUCCAGUUCUGGCCACUUGAAAUACAAGGACAAGGAUAUUACAGUAAUUUUCCGGAGAAGAGGAGGGGACGAUCUAGAGCAGAGCCAUGGCAGGUGGGCUGAAACCGUAUCCACGGCUCCAGAUGUAAUCAACAUGACGUUUACGCCCAUUGUCUCUCUGCUCGAAGGUGUGCCCGGUCUUAGGCAUUUAACACGUGCCAUCGAACUCUACUUGGAAUAUAAACCUCCUAUAGAAGAUUUGCAGUACUUCCUGGACUUCCAGAUAGCUCGAGCUUGGGCUCCCGAGCAGAGUAACCUUCAACGGAAGGAGCCCGUUUGCCCGUCUCUUCAGUUCAGCUUAAUGGGUCCGAAACUUUUCGUCAGCGCAGAUCAGGUCACGGUUGGGCGAAAACCCGUCACUGGACUCAGGCUGAGCCUGGAAGGAAGCAAGCAGAACCGGCUUGCCAUCCAUCUGCAACACUUGGUCUCUCUCCCCAAGAUCCUUCAACCGCAUUGGGACCCUCACGUGCCGAUAGGUGCACCCAAAUGGCAGGGACCAGAGGAGCAAGAUAGCCGCUGGUUCGAGCCCAUCAAGUGGAAGAACUUCUCUCACGUGAGCACGGCUCCGUUAGAACACACCGAGACACACAUCGGAGACCUGUCCGGGGUCCACAUCGUGACGGGAGCUCAGCUCGGGGUAUGGGAUUUCGGCUCCAAGAACGUCUUGCAUCUGAAACUCCUCUUCUCGAAAGUUCCCGGGUGCACGAUAAGGCGCUCAGUAUGGGAUCACAGCCCGAAGACGAUGAAUCAGCAUUCAGGAAGACUCGAGAUCGGAGGAGGGUCGAGUUCGAGUUUGAGCGAAGAAAAGAGGGAAGAGAAUACGUCCGGGCAAGGUGGGAAGCUGGGUAAGAUCGUGGACUGGUCGGAGAUGUUGAAGGGGCCGCAAGAUUUGCCGGGGCAUUGGAUUGUGACCGGAGCUAAGCUUGGCGUCGAAAAGGGUAAGAUUGUGUUGCGUGUUAAGUAUUCCUUGUUGAAUUAUUGAAACUCUGAUCAGAAUCUCUUCUCUCUCUCUCGUUUUUUUUUUCUGGUUGAUUUUUUUUUUGGGAUGUCUCAGACAAAACAAGAGUUAGUGUUAGCAUUGUUUUUUGGUACAGCUGAUGUGAAUGUACAUGUUCUGCUUGGGUUUUUU